This is a messenger RNA of Cyclopterus lumpus (lumpfish), 3445 nucleotides long. RefSeq names its product ras-related protein Rab-8A. Gene Ontology annotation, cellular component: endosome; dendritic spine; trans-Golgi network transport vesicle. Gene Ontology annotation, biological process: neurotransmitter receptor transport to postsynaptic membrane; Golgi vesicle fusion to target membrane; protein localization to plasma membrane. The record is from RefSeq and is a predicted model, not a curated record. NCBI's taxonomy places the organism in Eukaryota, Metazoa, Chordata, Actinopteri, Perciformes, Cyclopteridae. Gene Ontology annotation, molecular function: GTPase activity; GTP binding. The transcript is spliced from 8 exons. The coding region runs from base 541 to 1161 and encodes 206 amino acids.
GGCAACAGAGGGCUCUGGAUAGACUGGUGCGUGUUGAGGACAGAAUAAUUUAAAGACACUUUAAAGAGUCAAAAACUAUGAAUUCAUAAUAGCUAAUUGUUCCGACUAGUUUAACUACUAUAUCUGUUGUUUUUAAAUUAAAUUAUGCAGACACUAGAUAGAAAAAUAGAAAUAUAAAUAAACUUUUCCUAAAUAUACUUUUAAACCGUCUUUAGCCUCUUAAUAUGAUAUUUAGUACCUGACUCAUAUAUUUAGUGGUACGCAACACAAGAGAAACCACCCAUAACACCGACUAAAUAUUGGUUAUUUCGAGAACAUCCAUCUCUGCGAUUCACUUUGUCAAACGACUAAUUAACACAUCGUUUAAUCCGGGUGACCGCACACAUCAAAACGAGUGAACCCAAACGGGAUAGCAACUUCCGGAGCCACGGCGACAGAGAGGAGUGACAGAUGAUUUGACCAACAGGCAGCUCUCGCGCAAGUGACGUCUGCGUCUCUACAAACGGGCGGGAUAUCCGCAGGAGUAAGCUAACUAAUAACAUGGCGAAGACUUACGAUUACUUGUUUAAACUUCUUUUAAUCGGCGAUUCAGGCGUCGGGAAGACCUGCGUGCUUUUCAGAUUUUCAGAAGAUGCCUUCAACUCAACGUUUAUCUCCACUAUAGGUAUUGAUUUCAAGAUCAGAACAAUAGAGUUAGAUGGAAAGAAGAUCAAGCUACAGAUAUGGGAUACAGCAGGACAAGAGCGGUUCAGGACCAUCACGACAGCCUACUACAGGGGAGCCAUGGGCAUCAUGUUAGUGUAUGACAUUACCAAUGAGAAGUCUUUUGACAACAUCAAGAACUGGAUACGGAAUAUAGAAGAGCAUGCCUCAGCAGAUGUGGAAAGGAUGGUCCUUGGGAACAAAUGUGAUUUCAAUGACAAGCGACAGGUGUCCAAAGACAAAGGAGAGAAGCUGGCGCUGGAGUACGGUAUCAAGUUCAUGGAAACCAGUGCAAAGGCGAACAUCAACGUCGAGAAUGCCUUCUUAACCCUUGCCAGAGACAUUAAAGGAAAAAUGGACAAGAAGCUGGAGGGCAAUAACCCGCAAGGCAGCAAUCAAGGAGUAAAGAUUACAGAACAACCCAAGAAGAGCAGUUUCUUCCGCUGCACGCUCCUUUGAGGAGACUUCAGUGUUGGCAUCCACCUUCGCCUUAACUGUCUCCCCCCUUCCCCCGCCGCUGGACAGAACUGGACAGCGCACACUCUGAUCUCUCUCUUUUUAUUUUCCCUCAUUUGUCUUCCUCCUUUUCUGUUUCUCUACUCUGAAAAACAAAAGUUUACCGCCCUCUUGGUUCCCUUGCCAACUGUGAAUCUAUCUGCUGUGGCUUUGGUAAGAUGCAAAAUCUGAUCAUUAGAUUAAUGGUUCCAACUUGUUUCCUUAGAUUGUAUUGACUUUUAAAGACUGCCUCCGAUCAAACCUUUACUAUUCGCAAUAAUGUCUGAUUCCAAGAGGAAUUCUUUCAACUGAUGUGGGUGUCUCUUGGUGAAGUCGUAGUUAUUCGAUGCUUAUCACUCAAAGUUACUUCCAGAAAAGGCUUCAUUUUGAAUAUACUCCAUCUGUCAAAUAAUGCAAUGUGUAUAUUCAAGGUGAUGAGAGUAUAAUCCAACCUAUUAUACCACAUUUGUGUACUGACUUGGUGGCCUAGACUUUUACACAUCCACAUUAGGUAAACGCAACAUGUAAAUAUGUAUCAUUGAUUAGGAUUCACGAUAUGAAACAAUAGUGGCGACGCAUGUUUCUCAUCAUAUCAACAUUGGGGUUUACAUGUCUUCUGGCCACCUUUUCUACUUAUACCUCUGUUGAUUUUCUUAGGCUGAAACAUUCCUCUUGUGACCACUUUAGUGUGUGUGUGUGUGUGUGUGUGUGUGUGUGUGUGUGUGUGUGUGUGUGUGUGUGUGUGUGUGUGUGUGUGUGUGUGUGUGUGUGUGUGUGUGUGUGUGUGUGUGUGUGUGUGUGUGUGUGUGUGUGUGUGUGUGUGUGUGUGUGUGUGUGUGUGUGUGUGUGUGUGUGUGUGUGUGUGUGUGUGUGUGUGUGGCCCAGGUUUAGCCUGUUUUAAGUAUUCACAUGGUUGCAGUAAGGCUGGGCUCUUGGCCUAAGUAUGCUUGUUUUAAGGGCGCACAGACUCCUUGCUUGCCUCGUCAUUUUAGGUAUUGCAAUUUCUCUGGGUUAGAUAUGAUGUGAUUGGUGGCAGGUAGGCGUUGGUCUGAUAACAAUACCUAACUCUGACACCUGGAGGCAAUGCUCUUACGCAGCAGAGGCACACAAGGAAUCGCAGCGAUGAUGAAAUCAUUGUUUUAUGCAUUCACACUUCUUCCUGUCGUCAGUUCCAGUGGGGGAACACCUACACAGCUGUUUUCUGGGCCUUGGAUGGGCUGUGCUCUAGCAGUAUUUAUGGAGGGGAAAGAAAACAUAGCACCAACAUUACAAAGUGCCCUUUUAUGUUCUUAUCAAUUUAUUAUGCACUUUUCCUUUUUUGUUCUUUCUGGAAAAAAAUAGUUCAUGUUUGUGGGCUUCCUAGGAACUAUUGGCACUGAACCAUGUCUGUUGAGUUAGUAUAAUGAACAUAUACAGAAGGCCUUUGAUUUAGAGAUGCGUCUCCCAUUACAACAUUCCUAUCAAUCGAUAUUUAGCUUUUUCCAGCCUCUUAUGCAUUUGCAUCCCCAUUUAUGCUUUUGGGAAACCCAGAUGCACCCACCCCUCACCCACCUAGUCUCUCUCUUUUCCCCUCCCCUCUUUUCGAACAGCACUUGUCUCGUUUUGAUCCAGUAUCACAGCCCUCUGAACUAUGCAUUCUGCAUAGAAAACCUCAGAAAUCUUUGCACAUUUGACUCAACAAGCUUUAUUUGAGUUAGAAAUGUGCAAAGGAUUCUUGCCGUUUUAUUUUCUGCCGUCACUCCAAAUUCUCUUGUAUUCUCUGAGCUGUUUAGGAAUAGGAAAGCAAUUGGAAGCUGAAAACCACCUCUGACGUUUUACAGUGAGUGCAAAUCAUUUCUAGCGGUGCUGAGAAGUCCUGAAUUUAAUAUUUAACUGUGUAAUUGUUAACUUGUGGAUGUAAAUCAUUGCCGUUAACAUGGUUUGACUCGUGGCACAAUUUCGGUUUAACUGGCGCUCAAAAGUUAAGUCUCUUUUAAAGUUUUUUUUCAGACUGAGUUUGGCUUAAAUUUCAUCUGAAUUUGAUGUGAUUUGUAGUUCUCGCCAGGUCCAUGUUAACUAAAUUUGGAUUUCAUCGCUGAUUAUUGAUGGAUUUCAUGGGGAAUAAAUUAAAUAAUUCAGCAAUUGUAAAUAAGAUCUACAAUGAUUGUACUGAAGGUUCAUAAAUCUUAUUGAUCUACACAUUUUGUAGAUAUGUGUUUUGAUUUAUUAAAAGAUUCUUAAAUAAAUGUUUUUCAACUUCUGCACCUUU